AUGUGUGGGUAUUUGGCAGAUUCCGGUGACUCUGGCUACAGCCUUUCUGGGGAGCUGCGGUGGGGCCCGAACACCAGCUGCGAGGUCGAGGAGGCUGUGAUCGAUGGGUACCAGGUGUGGCUGUUGAAUGAGUGCGGCGAUCAGCUUGAAUUGCUGGGCAGCGUAGACAAGAAGCCGGACUGGCAGCCGGAAAUGCUGACCUGCUGUGACGCAUCCUGGUAUGCCGUCUACUUGGGCCUCACAGACGUUUCUCCAGAGGCAGCCGCCUUCGCAAUCGUACCUUAUCGUGGCGCGCAGGCGUUUGGAGCUUCUGUACUUCCCAUACUCCACCGCACACCGAUUCCCACAACCACGUUGACGACAAGUACGUCGACAGGGACCCACAGCACUUCGACCACAAGGAUCACCUCGACGUUUACGGAUCUGAGCCCGGUCCGUGUGGACGGCUGCCUGAGCGUCCUCAUGGCCGAUCCCUCUGAGUUCGAAGAUCACGCUGACUUGGUGGCGCAGGCUAUACAAGCCGCUGUUUCAUCUGCAGCGGGUGCUGUGAUCCAACCCGAGUACGUCCAUCAUGUGUCGACGACGUUUGGGCAGGGCUGUCGCAGGCGUCUCCAAGACUUGCUCUCGAAUCGGACUGUCUCGAUCUCCAUCAUAUUUGCUGUGCUCAUCCCGCCGUACAUUCCCGACCGUCAAGCUGUCGCACAAAAUGUCAGCGGCACGCUGGAGUUGCUGCCACCGGAGCAAGCAUCCCAACUCCUCAACCAAGAGAUGCAGAAGUUCGAAGCCUUGGAAAAUGUCACGGUGACUGUCCAAGCAGUGGUGAUGAACGACGUGUCCACGACUGCCACCAGCACCGACACCACGGUUACCAGCACCACUGCUACCAGCACCAGCGCCAGACUGGCAGAGGCGGAGGCAGCGGUGCUGCCGGUUGGCGUGAUCAUCGCCUGCAUCCUGACCACUAUCUGCUUAUUGGUGUUGAUCUUCGUAGCGCUUUACUGGCGGAUGCGACGCCGAUUGGCAGAGGCCGACAUUGACCCUCCACUGAAGCGAAAGGAGGUCACCAAGGAGGCCAAAAAGGAGGUCGAAGUGCCCCGAGAAGUGGAGGUCUACUUUCUCGAGGAGGAGGAGGAAGGAGAAGAUCGAGCAGACUUGGUGGGAGUGAGAGAAGCUGCUCAACAGGUCGAAGUGCCAGAGGAAGUGGAGGAUGUUGAGGUCUACUUCCCCGAAGAGAUGGAGGAUCGAGCAGAGGCUCUCGAGGUUGAGAUGGGAAGAGGCGAUUUCAAGGUGAUGAAAGAGGCCUACGAUCAGAGGAGCAGGCCCUCAACUCCUUCACGACGUGUUGACUUUAAUGCCUUGGACAUGGAGCUGCCGGUGUGUGACUGGAAUUGGGACGAGGCUGCUGCUCCCCACCUGGUCACUCCGACUGCGACUAGCAGGGGCAAUGGAGGGCCGGCCCCGUUGUGGUGCUGCUCUACCGCUCGUGCUGCGCCUGAGAACGUCGUGAUGCCGUUGACCGAGUGA
Molecule: messenger RNA, 1524 nt
Organism: Symbiodinium sp. CCMP2592
Lineage: Eukaryota; Dinophyceae; Suessiales; Symbiodiniaceae
Source: the annotation of a GenBank genome assembly